UUGGUCAGUCGUCGUUGUGCAGGAAGUUAGGGAACACCACUACGCAUAGUUAUCGGACCUUUGCACCGGUUUUACUAUCCACAGCUUCAUUAUAUUAUAUUAUGCCUGGUGGUUACGUCCAUCCCUUGAUUGAUCGGCUACUUUUCGCGUUCUGCGACGGAUCCCUGGUCCCUGUACCGGCCCCCUCCGAAGUUACUUUCCAGACAGCCGUUGCGUCCAAGGACUAGUGAUCGCAAUUCCGAAUCGUCUUCAUAUUUAUCUCAGUUAAGCUGUCGUGGUUGAAAGAUGACAGCUGUGCUCACGAUACCGCGGGAAAAGUAUUCGCGGUUUACCCCGGAUCCGCUGCAGUGUCCCACCACACAAAGAUACAUCCUAAGGGGCUCAGACGUUUCGAUCAAGUCUCCCGUGUCCAUUCAUAGUGAUUAUCUUUCUACGGACUGUCUUAGUCCGAUCUCAUCAUCUGUGGCCUCGUCGGUUCCGUCUUCUCCCACUCUCAGUAGCGUUUCGCCCAGUAUUGACGAUGAGCAUGAUGGUGACAAUGACGAAGACGAGAUCCUAUUCCCCUCAUAUGAUUUCAAAGAAGUGUUCCAGAAGGAUGUAAUGUCUCAACAGCAACAGCAGUCCGACGAACUUGUCAGUAGUAAUCCUACUGAGCCAUCAAUAGAUGGCCAGCGCCUGCAGACGCCUGCAGCCGAUGAUACUUCGCUGGAGGAAGAACCGUCAAGACAUGUUGAUUAUCUCUCCCAUGACUGGAAAGAGGAGGAUAUCUGGACAUCAUGGCGUUACAUGACGAAACGCAAGGAUGUCUACAGCAACGGGCUGCGACUGGAAAAUGCUUCCUGGAGAACGUGGGCGAAAGUGAAGUUUGACUUGGACACCAUCUCUCCAGAAACCCUUAAUUGGCUCAAGGAUUGCGACGUGACAUGGUUGUAUGGUCCGUUGAAGACAUCUAAGAAUUUCGGUUCAAAUGCCUCACCUCCGCCGACCCAUCUGACGACGCCGAAUAUGUGUCAACCUCGGAAGCCUAUUUUGAAGAAAAAGACCGCAUCAGAGACAAUGCUGCAACGAUCAUUGUCUCAACAUACACUGUUACAACGUGCAGGAGCCCUACUGAAGGCGAAGGAGGCAGCAAAUACACAAGAUCAGUCAAUUUCGCGAUCCAGGCAUCAACAGGAUCAAACAGGCAGUACUACACCGACUGCAAUUGCCGGGACACCUACAACUGCGUCCGUUUCGGAUAUAGGGUCACCCAAUGAAAGGCGGCACAUCCAUUUCAAUAAUGAGGUCGUGCAAUGCAUCGCCAUUGAAGCAAAGGACGAGGAAGAAGAAUACGGAAAAUACCUAACAGGGCUCGAGGAUGGCCUGUUCUCAAACAAUGUCGCUGUGGCGAAUCAGAUGCUUUCCAACACAGCGUCCGGAAACAUGAGUUCCCCGCGUAACAACGAAAACAAAACCAUUGCACCCCUUCCGUCUACCACUCUCAGAGGAGAGAUGCCCGAGCCACCUGCAAGCUCGUUGUUUGAACGUUGGUUCGGUUCACGCUCAUCACCGUCGCCAUCCCCUGCACCACCUAAAGAUUCGCGCCGAUCCUCCGAGCCAUCCGCCAAUUUCCUUCUGGAUGAUGAUGAUGAUGAUGAUGAUUAUGAUGAUGGAUAUGAUUCGAAUGGCGGCUUUGACUUUAGCUGGCAGUCCAAUUGGCAGUCCAAGCAAGUUUCAAGCGCGUCCACUCAAAUUCGCCCUCACUCCGUCAGCUCUGAAGAUGAUGAGGAUGGACUGGAGAUGGACCGGGGUUUCAAUUUGACCUCGGAUAUGUUCUCGCUGGGCGAUUAUAGUGAGUCGCCAGAUGCUGGUAUCUUCGACAGAGUGCUUGAUACAGUAAACACGGCCAAAGAUAUAGCACAUGUUAUAUGGAAUGUUGGUUGGCGGCGGUAACCCUGCGCCACAUUCUGUUCUUCUUGAGCAUCUUGACCUAGUCAUGUUUGCCGAUUACGACGUACACGCAUAUAAUUAAGAUGGCAUUUGAUGGAGUUAGGGUAAUGUUUAUACCAACGAUACUUGAAUUUCACUGGGUUGUCGGACUAUUCAUUGGCGCAUAAGAAAUGGCUUUUCUUUUCUUUUUCUCCUUAACUCCAGUGCAUGAUGAUUAUAGACAAGGACUGAAUUGAGAAUCAUUGAAUUGAUCUA
This is a messenger RNA of Aspergillus glaucus CBS 516.65, 2184 nucleotides long. Its product is annotated as protein phosphatase regulator REG1. The record is from RefSeq and is a predicted model, not a curated record. Bases 286 to 1932 code for a protein of 548 amino acids. The transcript has 2 exons. Gene Ontology annotation, biological process: protein catabolic process in the vacuole; cellular response to glucose starvation. Lineage: Eukaryota; Fungi; Ascomycota; Eurotiomycetes; Eurotiales; Aspergillaceae.